UUCGCAUUGUUUAAAAUUGAACCAGCUUUUAACAUCAGCUUUGAUGAGCUAGAGAGAAAAUAUAUUGAGCUAAGCAAAACUCAUAUAAAUGAAUGACAGUUCCAAACAUGAGAA
This is a messenger RNA of Brugia malayi, 114 nucleotides long. The record is from the annotation of a RefSeq genome assembly. NCBI's taxonomy places the organism in Eukaryota, Metazoa, Nematoda, Chromadorea, Rhabditida, Onchocercidae.